Molecule: messenger RNA, 2056 nt
Organism: Manduca sexta (tobacco hornworm)
Lineage: Eukaryota; Metazoa; Arthropoda; Insecta; Lepidoptera; Sphingidae
Gene: Pal2
Product: peptidyl-alpha-hydroxyglycine alpha-amidating lyase 2
Exons: 5
Coding region: 311-1525 (404 amino acids)
Biological process (GO): peptide metabolic process
Cellular component (GO): membrane; extracellular region
Molecular function (GO): catalytic activity; protein binding
Source: RefSeq, a predicted model, not a curated record
UCUAGGCAUAACAACUAAUAUGUGCCAAAUUCUAACAACGAUUCUAAUUUGAGACUGAUUCUAUAAAUUGAAAUGAAAUUUCGCCUUCUAUUUUCAUAUUGUAUCUAAGAUGUAGCUAUUUGUUUCAAGUAUUUAUCACGUAUCACAUAAUACACAUACGAGUAAUGUGUAUUUCUCACGACCCGCUCAGUUAUUAAUUGUUAUGUGUUUUAAUAAAUCUAUGUUUACUUGAUACAUAUGGAUUUUUAUAGUACUUUUUCCUUAAAUCUGACCUUGAGAAUGUAGUAAAGAAGUCACAGCCGUAACGCGCAUGCGUACGACCCGAAUCAAAGAACCACAAAUCAAUAAAAUCUCAAGCACACAGCACACAGGCUUCGACAACAGUCCGAUCAUAACAAAAUACAUCGUUAAAAUGUUACCGAUUCUUUUGUUAGUUUUCGCUUUCGCUGGAAUUAAUUGUGAACCAGAAACAGUGAGGGAUAACUUUGACUACUUCAAUUAUGGAGCCAACGAAGACAUACUUAAGAAUUUGGACUUACAUCUGCCGAAGGAUGAAGUAGUACUAAGACCCCAGGAAGUGAAAGAUUGGCCCCAACAAUCUCUGAAUGUUGGGCAAAUAACAGCCGUGUCAAUUAAUUCAUUGGGCCAACCUGUGAUCUUCCACAGAGCAGAACGAGUGUGGGAUGAAAACACGUUCAAUGAAUCCAAUGUAUACCAAAACCUUGACAAAGGCCCUAUAAUUGAAGACACGAUUCUUGUCCUCGAUUCUCAUACCGGCUCAGUUCUUCAUAGUUGGGGAGCCUACGCAUUCUACAUGCCUCAUGGUCUCACUGUAGACCACCACGACAACGUAUGGGUGACAGACGUGGCUAAACACCAGGUCUUCAAGUACACUCCAAAUAAUCACAAGUACCCAAGCCUGACAAUAGGAGAAGCAUUCACAGCUGGAUAUCCUUACCGUCGUCGUGUGUUACUUUGCAUGCCGACAUCAGUUGCAAUCGCAAGCACCGGCGAAAUAUUCGUCGCUGAUGGAUAUUGUAACAACCAAAUACUAAAAUUCAACGCGGCUGGGACCUUGCUGCUAGCAAUACCGUCGUAUUCAGAUACAUUAACCCUGAACUUACCACACAGUGUAACUUUAUUGGAGCAUUUGGAUAUCGUGUGUGUUGCUGAUAGAGAGAACAUGAGAAUUGUUUGCCCGAAAGCAGGAUUGAAGAGUUAUGUUGACGUACUGGAACCGGCGACUAUCAUUGAGGAUCCUACAUUGGGAAGAGUGUUUGCUGUAACAUCUCACGGUGAUACGAUCUAUGCUGUUAAUGGACCUACAUCCCCUAACAUUGCUGUGAGAGGUUUUACAGUGAAUGCUGUUAAUGGCAAUAUUUUGGAUACCUGGGAACCAACUACUGGCUUUACAAACCCCCACUCACUGGCCGUGACGCGGAACGGCUCGCAUCUCUACGUCACAGAAAUCGGACCGAACAAGAUCUGGAAAUUCGAACUGACCGACGUAUAUGAUAAAAAGUAAAAAAAAAUAGUGAAAUAAACAGUUUUAAGUAUUUUCCACACUAAUAGAGAAUUGCUUGCCUAAUGCGAAUCAAAUUCGCUACGAUGACAACGAUCGGUCGUUUGACGUUCAAUUUGGAUUCAAUAAUAGUAUUAGAUUAUAUGUAGCAAAUGUUUCAUAACAAUAUAUUAAUCUCUCCAAAUGGCUUGCAUAGCGCGUGGCGCGGGAUGUAGGCGUCAUAAUCACAUAUAUCUUGCUAUAACUUUAAUAUAAAUGCACAUAGGAUUUAUACGAUCAAUGACCAGGAAUGUCUUUUCAAGAUGUUUCAACUUUGAAACUAACUUCAGUUGGGUUACGUUAGUAAGCUAAAGAACUACCUAGUUCUAACUACAAAACUAAAUUAUUAGCUAACUAAUUAGGUCAAAUCCAAGCCAAGGCUAUUCCUACAAUUUUGAUCUUAUAGUAAAAUACGUAAGAACAUUCCGGCCAGGGUCUUACAAACACGUUAUUUGAAAUGGAUUGAGCAGGUUUAAAAAUCACGCACAGACGAAA